Cyphellophora europaea CBS 101466 is the source of this 1524-nucleotide messenger RNA. Its product is annotated as translation initiation factor RLI1. The record is from RefSeq and is a predicted model, not a curated record. Bases 1 to 1524 code for a protein of 507 amino acids. The transcript has a single exon. Gene Ontology annotation, biological process: translational initiation; translational termination; ribosomal subunit export from nucleus. Lineage: Eukaryota; Fungi; Ascomycota; Eurotiomycetes; Chaetothyriales; Cyphellophoraceae. Gene Ontology annotation, molecular function: iron ion binding; ATP binding; ribosomal small subunit binding.
AUGCCCCGGCCCGGUCAAGUACUUGGUCUUGUCGGAACCAACGGUAUCGGCAAGAGUACUGCGCUCAAGAUCCUCAGCGGUAAGCUCAAGCCGAAUCUCGGUCGCUACGACAGCCCUCCCGACUGGGCGGACAUCCUCAAGUAUUUCCGUGGCUCUGAGCUCCAAAACUAUUUCACCAAAAUCCUAGAAGAUGACCUCAAGUCUGUCGUCAAGCCCCAGUAUGUCGAUCAGCUGCCUCGUGCCAUCAAGGGGCCCACGAAGGAGGUCAAGGCUCUUCUAGAAUCCCGCAGCCAGCUUGGAAACAUGCAGCAUAUUAUGGACGUCCUCGAACUCAACGGUGUACACGACCGAGAAGUUGGUAUUCUUUCUGGUGGUGAGCUUCAGCGUUUCGCUUUGGCUAUCACUUGUGUCCAGAAAGCCGACGUGUACAUGUUUGACGAGCCGUCCUCCUACCUCGAUGUCAAGCAACGUCUCGCUGCUGCUCGCACUAUACGCGAGCUUCUCACUCACAACAACUACGUCAUUGUUGUCGAGCACGACUUGUCUGUGCUUGAUUACUUGUCUGACUUCAUCUGCGUGCUCUAUGGCCGCCCUGCUGUCUACGGUGUUGUCACUCUUCCUGCCUCGGUACGUGAAGGUAUCAACAUCUUCCUCGACGGCCACAUCCCUACCGAGAACUUGCGUUUCCGCGAAGAAUCGCUCACAUUCCGAAUGACCGAAGCUGGUGAAGACUACAUUGUGGACAAGGCUCGUGGCUUCCAAUACCCCAAGAUGAAGAAGACUCUUGGUGGGUUCAGCCUCAACAUUGAAGCAGGCACGUUCACCGAUUCUGAGAUUAUUGUCAUGAUGGGUGAGAAUGGUACCGGAAAGACAACCUUCUGCAAAAUGCUCGCCGGAGCCGAGCAACCUGACGGCAACCAGAAAGUUCCCCCAAUGAACAUCAGCAUGAAGCCUCAGAAGAUCACACCCAAGUUCCAGGGUACUGUUCGUCAGCUCUUCUUCAAGCGCAUCAAGGCAGCGUUCUUGAACAACCAGUUCCAGACUGAUGUCUACAAGCCUUUGAAGAUUGACGACUUCAUUGACCAGGAAGUCCAGAAUCUUUCAGGUGGUGAACUGCAGCGUGUUGCUAUUGUUCUGGCGCUGGGUCUGCCUGCAGAUAUCUACCUUAUCGAUGAGCCCUCGGCUUACCUCGACUCCGAGCAACGUAUUGUGGCCGCCCGCGUUAUCAAGCGCUUCAUCAUGCACAACAAAAAGACUGCCUUUGUUGUUGAGCACGACUUCAUCAUGGCCACCUAUCUCGCGGACCGUGUCAUUGUCUUCGACGGUGUACCGUCCCAGGAUGCUUACGCUAAACCACCCGAGAGUCUCCUCACUGGAUGUAACCGCUUCUUGAAGAAUCUUGACGUCACAUUCCGUCGCGACCCCAACACUUACCGUCCACGAAUCAACAAGGACAAGUCGCAAUUGGACCAAGAGCAGAAGUUGGCUGGCAAUUACUUCUUCCUGGAGGAAGAAAAGAGUUGA